Molecule: messenger RNA, 2985 nt
Organism: Actinia tenebrosa (Australian red waratah sea anemone)
Lineage: Eukaryota; Metazoa; Cnidaria; Anthozoa; Actiniaria; Actiniidae
Product: choline/ethanolaminephosphotransferase 1
Biological process (GO): phosphatidylethanolamine biosynthetic process
Cellular component (GO): Golgi apparatus; endoplasmic reticulum membrane
Molecular function (GO): diacylglycerol cholinephosphotransferase activity; ethanolaminephosphotransferase activity
Source: RefSeq, a predicted model, not a curated record
UCGAGGCUUUUAAAAGUAGUGGAUAAAUCGAAGAUAUAUUGAAUCGAAAAACUCUCUUAAAACAACUAAAAAAUAUCGCGAUAUCCUGGCCUUAGACACAAGAUUUUGUCACCAUGUUGGCUGUGAUGAACGAUGAACAACUAAAACGCCUCUCACAACACAAAUACAGCUCACAGUGCUCGACUGUUUUGGAUCCUUUCUUUCAAAUCUAUUGGAGAUGGCUUGUAGAGCAGAUCCCUCUUUGGGUGGCUCCAAAUCUACUGACUGUACUUGGUCUAAUCGCUAAUGUGAUUACUUCGUUUAUUCUGAUGUACUACUGUCCACAAGCUAAAGGAACGGCUCCAUGUUGGGCAUUCCUGACCUGUGCCGUUGGUUUAUUUAUUUACCAAUCUCUUGACGCAAUCGAUGGUAAACAAGCUCGACGCACUAAUUCUAGUUCACCUCUUGGUGAGCUAAUGGACCAUGGUUGUGAUACCAUAUCAAUGGUUGUGCUAUCCCUGGCUUUUUGUAUCUCUGUUGAACUUGGCCAUAACCCUCAAUGGAUGUUUUUCAUUUGUUUCUUUGCUGUUUUUUUGUUUUACUGUGCACACUGGCAAGCAUAUGUGUCAGGGGUGAUAAAAUUUGGAAGAAUUGAUGUCACAGAGCUGCAGGUGUCUGCUAUGAUCAUUUUUCUCCUAACAGGCAUCUUUGGUUCUUCUUUUUGGGCAAUUAAGAUUCCUUUAAUUGGUGUAUCACUAAAGAUAGCUCUUCUGUGGUCUUCUGUGGGUGGUACUGUUUAUGCCAUGUGCUCAAUUUUUAGUCAAAUAUAUGAAGGAGGAAGAGGGAAAAAUGGCUCAACCAUUGCUGGUACAAGUGUUUUAUCUCCAUUAAUUCCAAUUGCUAUCAUGUUGUACAUGAGCUACUAUGUGGCCCACAAGUCUCCAAUGAAGGUUUUCCAUAAUCAACCAUGUUUGUAUUUUCUGGCAUUUGGUUUGGCCAUUUCCAAACUUUCCAUGAAAUUAGUGGUUGCCUGCAUGUCUAAAAGCCCUUUGGAUUUCAAAGACUCUACAAUGCUGGGAGGAAUAGUUCAAAUAUUAAAUAUUCAUUACGGGAGUCCCUUUGAUGAGUUCUUACUUCUUUAUCUUAUGUUGGCUUAUGUCAUAUUCGACGUCGCUCGCUACUGCACAGCGGUUUGUAAGCAAAUAUGUGACCAUCUUAACAUCUGUUGCUUUACAAUACCCUAUGAACCUUCAACAAAGACCAAAUAAACACCCAGUAUUCACAAGAAAGUACAUAUCGUUAAGUAAAGUUCGGACGUUUUAUUUCUUAAAUAAUGUUUAAAUUAUCCAUUUUUGACACUCAAAAACUGUUUCUGUUGUAAGUUGUAUUUGUAUCGAUUCAGGAACACAAAAGUUCUUUCUAUGAUUUUAAAUCAAGGGACGAAUAACAGAAGGUGUUCAUUGGUGAUGCUAAAAAAGGAACCAAUAACAUUGACUUCGGUUUUGAUGACGUAUGUAAUCAGUCAGACGUGUUUUAAACUCUGUUUGUAGAUAUCACUCUCUUUAAGCAGGAGAUUAUAUAGUAGAAUGAUUCCAACUGAUCCAUCUUUAUAACUGGUGGCGUGCAUCAUCCCUUCCCAUGAAGUACGCCAUGUCUGUUGACAAGACAAAAGACACCAACACUAAAUCUUUUGUCAAAGUCAACCGACAUUGCGGAUGUGACGUUACUUUCACCUCAAAAAUUAUUUUGUUAUCAUUAUGUUGAAUGCUUUUGUUGUAUUUAUGGAUCAAUAUCUAUAUCGCACAUUUGUUCCAAUCUCGUACCCAGAGUCUGCGUUUCUUCUGGUAUGCGACGAAGAACAAGGGCUCUGGCAUAAUCAAUUUUUGGCGCAUGCGCAAUUUUCCGGAAGUGAAAUAUAAUCAAUGAGAAUCAUGCUUUCACACAGAGUCCUGUGUUUACUUACCAAAAAAAAAAAAAAAAAAAAAUUAGAAAUCGGGAACAUGUAUAUAUAUAUACCGGAAGUCCUAGAAAUCCUGUUCUCAAAACAUGGAUUAUGCCUGAGCCCUCGUUCAUCACCGCAAGCAAGAAGAAACGCAGGCUCUGGGUACGAGAUUGACAUUUGUUCUCCAUUUGUGCAAACACUCGCGGUGAGGCCUUGCUGUAUGUUGUCAGUUCUAAGCUUUAGUUGAAAUUAAAAUGGAUUACCUCAGUCAGUAUUAACAGAACAACCGUACCGUGGAAAAUAGGAAACGUUUCGGUCGAAUAGCAAACAUCAUGAAGAUAUAUAUUGUAGACGUGAAGCGAAAAACCUUAGGAAAGAGAACCUUUGACGACAGCCAUUUUGAAAAUUGAGUUGAUAAUACACUCUAUUGCAAAAUCAUUGUCAUGUUUUAAAAAAAGGCGCUGAGACCGAAGUGGUACACGGGAAGUACGUCAAUGAGAUGUAUCUAGUGAUACGAAUCAUGGAAUUCUCAGAAAUUGUUACACUGACAGAAAGCAUGGAGGCUUUUAACACAUACACAGUGUAUCUCAAAUGAAUACAUCUGAGGAUAAUUAUGUAUUGCCAUCAUACCUUUCGGUCUCACCUCCUAUGUUCUAUACUUUGAACCCCACAAUGAUUUUACAAUUGAUUGUGCCCUUUAGUAUCUCCGUCAUGUGUGACGAACACUUGUAUUAUAAGGUACAUAUACCACUAAUUUUAAGCAUAUUUGUACAAGUACAUCAAGCACCUACCUUCCCAAGACCUUGUUCACGUUGCUACCGAUUUUUCAAGAUGGUUGUUGAAGAAGUUUAAUUUAAUAUAUAUUUAUCCAUUUGGUAAAGGUUUUCAUGGACUGAGUAAAGCUAUUGUACACGUAUUACGUGAUGAAGGUUGUGUUUUCUUUGCGAUAUUUUCAUAUAAUUAUGCUUAUUUUAAUACGUUGGAUAAUGCAUCUGUAAUCAAAUAAUAUGAACUUUUAAUUAAUUGAUAAUAUCUUAAUAGUCGAAUAAAUUUAAUGAAAGUUA